Molecule: messenger RNA, 1264 nt
Organism: Phyllopteryx taeniolatus (common seadragon)
Lineage: Eukaryota; Metazoa; Chordata; Actinopteri; Syngnathiformes; Syngnathidae
Gene: ntan1
Product: N-terminal asparagine amidase
Exons: 10
Coding region: 137-1069 (310 amino acids)
Biological process (GO): ubiquitin-dependent protein catabolic process
Cellular component (GO): nucleus
Molecular function (GO): protein-N-terminal asparagine amidohydrolase activity
Source: RefSeq, a predicted model, not a curated record
GUCUGACAUCUUAAAUUACAGCGUAGAAGAAGUCUUUCAGGGACAGGAAGUUGUCGGUCCCUUAAUUUUAGAUAUUGAGCUAAAUAUGUAGUCGCUAGUCUAUAAAUUUGUACGUUAAUUCGUUGAUUUUAGGGACAUGCCUUUGCUCAUUCAAAAUAUAGUUGUGGAACGUAUCACCUCGACCGCAGAACUCUUCGACAAAUAUCAACAUUUGCAGGAAAAUGCAAAAGCCUUUCGAUCCCAGCCGCUCACUGACAUUGACCCCAAGUGCCUCCUGUAUGUCCAACAGAGAGAGUUUGCUGCAACGACACCAGCAGAUAAUAGUGUUUCAGUGAUUGGAUCUGAGGAUGCCACCACCUGCCAUUUGGUUGUGCUACGGCAUACAGGAAGUGGAGCUGCUUGCCUUGCACACUGCGAUGGUUCCAACACUUGCGCUGAAGUCCCCCUCUUUAUCAAAUCAGUCACAUCACUGAGUACCUGUUGUAAUGAGGGCAGGCUUGAACUCCAUCUUGUUGGUGGCUUUAAGGAUGAGGCAAUGACAUCCCAUGAACUCAGCCUUAACAUACUAGCAGCCUUCCAACAGCUAAAAGAUGAUAUCCAUCUGGAAACAUGUUGCAUCACAGAAAUGAAUGAUGUAGUCCUCAAUGCUGUUCAUAGACCAGCAGUUUAUGGUGUUGCUGUAAAUGUUAAAACAGGAAAAGUGUUCCCUGCUAAUUUCCCUUAUAAAGGACCAGCAGAGGCGCUGCGGUCAGCACGCACCUUCACAGGGGGACAGAUGGUUGACAUUUAUGACUCUAGUCGAGGACUUGUAAAGGUCGGCCCUUGCAAGUGGUCUCCCAAUAUGGGUAUUGCCUUUUGGUUGUCACAAGAUGAUGCCAUUAUCUUAAAGUACUUGUCUACAUCGCCAAAGGCUGAGCCACCAGACUUUGUCCAUCACAUCAAAUCCACAAUCCAGUUCCUCCUAAAGCACUCAAACUCUGACAGUCUCUUCCCUGGGGGUCAGCCACAGCUCUACCACAGGACUGAGAGCGGUGAAUGGGAGAGUGUUGCUUCUCAAGUUGAUUCUUGAUUGAUUGUUUUGGACCAUGCAAUCAUCGUCUGCUUUUGUCAUUGUGUCUUAAACUGGACCUCACAUCAAUCGAAAGGCUGUCAUAACUCAUCUGGCUGGCCCAGUAGAGAAGUAGGCACACAAACUACAGUCUAUCAUUGUCUGAUGAAGGUAUGUUGCCACUUGUGUGAGCUGAUGUAAAACCUGAACCUUCAA